Messenger RNA from Mesitornis unicolor (brown roatelo), 756 nucleotides. RefSeq names its product guanine nucleotide-binding protein subunit alpha-14-like. Gene Ontology annotation, molecular function: G-protein beta/gamma-subunit complex binding; GTPase activity; G protein-coupled receptor binding. Gene Ontology annotation, cellular component: heterotrimeric G-protein complex. The record is from RefSeq and is a predicted model, not a curated record. Gene Ontology annotation, biological process: phospholipase C-activating dopamine receptor signaling pathway; action potential; adenylate cyclase-modulating G protein-coupled receptor signaling pathway. NCBI's taxonomy places the organism in Eukaryota, Metazoa, Chordata, Aves, Mesitornithiformes, Mesitornithidae.
GAGAGUGCUCAGAUGAUCAAAGAAGUGGAAGUGGAUAAAGUGACAAUGCUGGAAGGAAAACAAUUUGAAGCAAUCAAGAAGCUCUGGGAAGACCCAGCAAUUCAAGAAUGCUAUGACAGACGGAGGGAGUACCAGCUCUCAGACUCUGCUAAGUAUUAUUUUACUGACCUUGAUCAUAUUGCUGGGCCUUCAUUUGUGCCAACUCAGCAAGAUAUUCUUAGAGUCCGAGUGCCAACUACAGGGAAUGAGUAUCCUUUUGAUUUAGAAAAUAUUAUAUUUAGGAUGGUGGAUGUAGGUGGCCAAAGGUCAGAAAGAAGGAAGUGGAUCCAUUGCUUUGAAAGUGUUACUUCCAUAAUUUUCUUGGUAGCUUUAAGUGAAUAUGAUCAAGUCUUGGCAGAAUGUGACAAAGAGAAUCAAAUGGAAGAAAGCAAGGCCUCAUUUAAAACUAUCAUUACAUAUCUCUGGUUUCUAAAUUCUUCAGUCAUUCCGUUUUUAAAUAAAAAAGAUCUUCUAGAAGAGAAAAUAAUGUAUUCCCAUCCAAUUAGUUACUUUGCAGAAUACACAAGACCUAAACAAGAUGUCAAAGCUGCCAAAGACUUCAUUUUGAAGCUGUAUCAGGAUGAGAAUCCAGACAAGGAGAAAGGAAUCUAUUCCCACUUCACUUGUGCCACAGACAUGGAAAAUACUCAUUUUGUCUUUGCUGCUGUCAAGGACACAAUCCUGCAAAUAAACCUGAGGGAGUUCAACCUGGUUUAA